Salarias fasciatus (jewelled blenny) is the source of this 3660-nucleotide messenger RNA. RefSeq names its product mitogen-activated protein kinase kinase kinase kinase 1 (gene map4k1). Gene Ontology annotation, biological process: intracellular signal transduction; protein phosphorylation. The record is from RefSeq and is a predicted model, not a curated record. Bases 199 to 2757 code for a protein of 852 amino acids. The transcript has 32 exons. Gene Ontology annotation, cellular component: cytoplasm. Lineage: Eukaryota; Metazoa; Chordata; Actinopteri; Blenniiformes; Blenniidae. Gene Ontology annotation, molecular function: MAP kinase kinase kinase kinase activity; ATP binding.
AACAGAAACAGGAAGGUGUGCGCGUGUGUGUGUGUGAGUGUGUGUGUGUGUGAGAGAGAGAGAGACAGCAGCUGAGCGACAGGCCUCCUCCUCAGCGUGUUUCCUCUGCUGCUCCGGUCCGGCCGAGGCAGACGCCCCGGAGUGUGUGUGAGGCUGUGUGACAUGCUGGAGGAGGAUCUCUAGAGCGCCGAGACGAGGAUGGACUUCCACCAGAGGGCCGCUCUGGACAUCUCCACCAAGAACCCACAGGAAGACUUCGAGAUCCUCCAGAGGGUCGGAGGAGGGACCUACGGGGACGUCUACAAGGCUCGUCACAAGCAGAAUGGAGAGCUGGCGGCAAUCAAGCUCAUCAAAAUGGAACCAGAGGAUGAUUUUUCCAUCAUCCAGCAGGAAAUCCUCAUUGUCAAAAGCUGCAAGCAUCCCAACAUCGUGGCUUAUUAUGGCAGCUACAUCCAAGCCAAUAAGCUGUGGAUCUGCAUGGAGUUCUGUGGAGGAGGCUCGCUGCAGGACGUCUAUCACGUGACCGGCCCUCUGUCCGAGCCGCAGAUCGCCUACAUCUGCAGGGAGAUGCUGCAGGGUGUGGACUACCUGCACGCUCAGAAGAAGAUCCACAGAGACAUCAAGGGUGCCAACAUCCUUCUCAACGACCAGGGCCAGGUCAAGCUGGCUGAUUUCGGGAUCUCGGCUCAGAUCACAGCCACGCUGGCUCGCAGGAUGUCCUUCAUCGGGACGCCGUAUUGGAUGGCGCCAGAGGUGGCCGCCGUGGAGAUUAAAGGCGGCUACAACGAGCUGUGUGACAUCUGGUCCGUGGGCAUCACGGCCAUCGAGCUGGCGGAGCUGCAGCCGCCCAUGUUUGACGUUCACCCGCUGCGAGUCCUGUUCCUCAUGUCCAAGAGCGGCUACCAGCCCCCCAAACUCAAAGACAAGUCCAAAUGGUCGUCCACGUUCUAUAACUUUGUGAAAGCCAUGCUGGUGAGGAACCCCAAGAAGAGACCCAGCGCCUCCAAGAUGCUCUCACACUUGUUUGUGACCCAGCGGUCCCUGACCCAGGACCUGACCCUGGACCUGCUGGAGAAGUGCCGAGACCCGGAGAAGCUGAAGAGCGCCUCAGUGUCCGAGGACGACGAGAUGGAGGUGGCAGUUCCUGGAUCUUUGAGGAGGAUUCAGUCUGUGAACAAACACAACCGAGCCGAGAGGACCAACUCUGACAUCAGUCUGGAUCAGAUCUACACCCAGAGGCCGGUAAAGACAGAAUCCCCUAAAGACGUCACGUUAAAACUGUCGGUACAGUCAGCAGAAAGCGGUCCAGCCAGACACCAGGACACCGUCUCCGACGAGGACGACGACUACGACGAUGUUGACAUCCCGACGAUGCAGCCCGGCAGCCACAUGCCGCCACAGGACGAAACACCUCCACCACUUCCUCCCAAGCCCAGAGGACGCUGCAGUCCAGAAACCUUCUCGUGGGAGGAGGAUCGGGGGCGGAGCCCCAGCUCCCUGUGCGCCCCGUCGCCCCUGGUCAGGACCUCCAGCGGGACGCAGGUUCGAUCAGCAGCUCAACAUCAAACCCCGCGACUCCCAGACUCGGUGUCUCUGACCGUCCCGUGGAACAGCAGCCCAGCGGAGCACAGUCCUCCUCAGCUCCCUCCCAAAGGCAUCCGCAGACGGCCCACCCCGUCCAAGAUCCCUGCUGAGUGUGUCAGCCCCGUCAUGAAGAAACCUCCAAUCUACUUCAAGAAGGUCUUCCAUGGCUGCCCUCUGAAGAUCAACUGCUCCACCAUGUGGGACAACCAGACCUCUAAAGACCAGCACCUGAUCGUGGGGGCGGAGGAAGGGAUCUACACCCUCAAUCUGAACGGCGCCGAGGCCACCAUGGAGCUGCUGUAUCCUGGGAAGUGUACCUGGGUCUACACCAUCAAUAACGUCCUCAUGUCUGUGUCAGGUAAAUCCUCACAGCUUCACUCCCACAUGCUGAAAGAGCUGUACGAACAGGCUCGCAAAGACCAGAGGAUGGUUCCCCUGCCCACCCCAAGACUCCUGCCCCGGAAAUGCGCCAUCACCACGAAAAUACCAGACACCAAAGGCUGCAGGACCUGUUCAGUCGGCUCCUCCUUCCUGUGCUGCGCCCUGGAGUCCAGCGUGGUGCUGCUGCAGUGGUACGAGCCCAUGCAGAAGUUCAUGCUGAUCAAGCACUUCGACUUCCCGCUGCCCAGUCCUCUCAGGGUCUUCGAGAUGGUGGUGGUGCCCCAGCAGGAGUACCCCCUGGUGUGCAUCGGCGUGUCUCGGGGCUCCGGCCCCAACCAGCCCGUCAGCGUGGAGUACAUCAACCUCAACUCCAACACGUCCUGGUUCAGCAGCUCCGGCCUGGAGAAACCCUGUCCAGAUGUGGUUCAGGUGAACCAGCUGGACAGCAGCUCGCUGCUCGUCCUCUUGGAAAGGUCGGCCUACAUCGUGGGUCUGGACGGACAGCUGUGGAGCAGCAGGUCUGUGCCGUACGAAGCCACCUUCUCUCAGAAGGUGGACUCUAUAGUGUUUUUCGAGGACUCGCUGUUAGCCAUGUGGCGUCACGGCUGGCAGAGGAGGGGGAGAGGCUUCAAGGAGGUGCUGGAGGAAGAGACCGACCACAAGAAGAGCUACAGACUGCUGCAGUCAGACAACAGGCUGGUGGUCCUGGAGAAGCGUCCAUGCGAGGACAACACGGGGAUGUCCAACCUGUACAUCCUGGAAAUCGCUGAGAAGUACGUCAUGCUGCCCUGACUCUCCACCGCGAGUCCGCACAAGGGAUGAUGGGAAAACGCCCCGACCCGUGCCUGUGCGGAGGCCUCGGACUGGAUCUGCGAUUAAGAGACAUGUGGCGCUUCGAGGCCGGCGCCGCCGCAGUGUUUAUUGUUUUGAUGAAAUGUGUCAAAGGGAAGCGAGGACGGCGGUCUGGACUGUGUCUGAUGAGUCUUCCUCUCUGGUUUAUGUUGGAUUUGGGUUGUGAGGCCGAGACUGAGACGGCCGGGACAAAACCCUGAAGGAGACGAGACGUGAGAGAAGCUCCUCCUCCAACACUAAAGAGGAGUCUGCCUUCUGCCACACAGCCCUGUGUGUGUGUGUGUGUGUGUGUGUGUGUGUGUGUGUGUGUGUGUGUGUGUGUGUGUGUGUGCGCGUAUUGGAUCAGAGAUAGACUUUUUUUUACUGCUGUUACACUGAAAUAAAGUUAGUGGACACACGCUGAAGUGGACUGUGGUGAUGUCGGAGGACAGAGAGACAGAGAGAGUGUCCUGGUGCGAGACGAUCACAGAUAAUGAACGCAAAAUAUGCCACUACUGAAAGCUGACAGUUCUGAAUUAACUAGAUAAACACAACUCUGUGUGUGUGUGUGUGUGUGUGUGUGUGUUCAUCUCAGGAACAUUUUUCAUCCGUUUUUGUCUUUGUAAAAAUAUUUUCCUGUCAUCUAAAGAUUGAAGCGUCCAGAAAGCAGCAUGAGAUGAAUGAAACAGAUAAAGAAGAUGUACCGUACAGUAAAAACUAAAAACACACAAAAAAUAGAAAUAAUAAUUGCAUAAAAGUUCAAUCACACGGAAAUACAAAGAAUGUUGAUCAAAGCCGUAUAAAUAGAAAAGUCUUGCUGCAUGUUGAAACCUGGGCGUAUUUUGUAAUUGAGAAUAAACAGUU